CCCCCCCCUCCCCAAUCCUCAUUUUCAGCUUUCGCUUUUCCAGCUCUGGUUGCUCUCUCUCUGUGGAGAAAAAGAAAAUUUUAGCAUCAGAUCGAGCACUUAAGCCACCGAUCAUUGCAAGCAGGUACGGUGCUCAGAUCGACGAACUUUCCUGCAUUUUCUCGGCGAUUUUCUCAUCCACUUUCUCCGAAUGGCAUGAGAGAAUUGCGAGGAAAAAUGUGGCCUUUUUCUCCAUGUGGGGGUGUCUGAAAUGGCAGAGGGUUUGAGCGGAUCCAUUUUCGGAGGUACAGAGGUACAGACCCAGAAGGCUUCGGAGUCCGCAAUGCGGAGCGGAAUCUCUGCGCUUCGAGGUUCUUUAAUGGGGGGGCGUGUCAUUGUUCGUGGUUCUAGGGCGCCCAACGACGCAUCCUUGGGCUCUCCUUAAAUUUUAAGCCCUAGCUUUGGUCAAAAGGUGCAGCCAUUUUGGCGAUUUCUGUAAUGUGUCGUGUGUGAUUUCCAGGCUCUUGUACUGAUUUGAGCUCUAGGAGAGAGAGAGAGAGAGAGAGAGAGAGAGAGAGAGAGAGAGAGAGAGAGAGUGGUGAAGGAGAGGGACAACAGUGAAUCUAUGAACAGAAGAGGGAUAUUUGGGGAAGGAGUUACCUGGAUGGAUUUGGGGUCCGGGUGAUUUAGAGCAUUUGAAUGAACUGCCCUUUUGGUCAAAAGAGCGAAAAGAGCAAAUUUUGGUGGGAUUUUGUGGGCUAGAAGCUGAGAUCUGUGGAGAGCAGAAGAGAAGGAGUUGUUUCAAUGUCCGGAGCUCCGAGAGUGAGGUCGAUGAAUGUGGCGGAAUCCGAUGCGAGGCCCGUCCUUGGGCCUGCUGGAAACAAGGCGAGGUCUUUCACUGCACGAAAACCCGUUUUGAAGCCGCUUCGAAAGGUGGAAAAAUCAUUUGAAGAAGUCACAGAAGAUGACAAAAAAGCUCUUUCCGCUGCCGCCUCUUCACCUCGUUCACAUUUUGCUAACUCACCUUCAGGGCUUCGCCGCCAAGAGCUCUUGUUGCGUUCUAAUUUGUCACUUAAUGCGUCGUGUUCGUCUGAUGCUUCUACUGAUUCUGUUCAUAGUCGAGCCUCUACUGGAAGGAUUACUCGGUCAAACACUCUCCCCACUAGGAGAAAGCAAUCCGCCUCAAGGCCGAGAAUUGUUGUUCCUGCUGAUGGGUUUUCAGAAUCUCCGCCUGACGGUUCGCAGCCCAAGAAAAGGUGUGCUUGGGUGACACCCAAUACUGACCCAUUGUAUGCUGCUUUCCACGAUCAAGAAUGGGGAGUGCCUGUACAUGAUGACAAGAGAUUGUUUGAGCUUCUUGUGCUUUCGGGUGCUUUAUCUGAACUUACAUGGCCUGCUAUUCUCAGCAAAAGGCACAUAUUUAGGGAAAUUUUUUCAGAUUUUGAUCCUGUGUCUGUCUCAAAGUUGAACGAGAAGAAGCUAACAGCACCUGGAAGUGCUGCAAGCUCCCUACUAUCAGAGCCUAAGCUGCGUGCUGUCAUUGAAAAUGCACGUCAAAUAUCCAAGGUAAUAGAUGAGUUUGGAUCAUUCGAUAAGUAUAUCUGGAGCUUUGUGAACCAGAACCCUAUAAUUGGCAAAUUUCGAUAUCCUCGGCAGGUGCCAGUGAAAACCCCAAAAGCAGAUGCAAUGAGCAAAGACCUCGUAAGAAGGGGAUUUCGAAGUGUGGGGCCCACUGUUGUCUACUCCUUCAUGCAGGUUGCUGGAAUAGCAAAUGAUCACCUCAUCAGUUGCUUCAGAUUCCAGGAGUGUAUAGCUGUAGCUGCUGCUGCUGCUGCUGCUACUGAAGGGAAGGAAGAUGAUGGUAUCAAGAACAAGGCAGAAGAUAAGAAGAAACCCGAUUGCGAUGUGGUGGAAUCAGAUUUAUCAAGUGCCAUUGAUGAAUUGAGCUUCUGCUCAGAAUGAAGCAACCAAAUGUCUUGACGGGCGGCCAUGCAUGGAUGGAGGGCACGGAGCUUCAGCUUUGAGGUUCAAUCAUCAGUUUUUACCAUGUUAAUUCGCAGCUGCGUCCUUCUACAAUUGGGCUUUGAGCCUUUUUAUUUCUGUGGAGGUAGUUGUGUUUAUGAAAUAUCUUAAAAUUUUACAUGCAGUCUGAGCCAUAGAUUCCUUGAUUGUACCUAGAUUACUGAAAGCGAGUUGGUCGAAUUGGGUGAUCAUGUUGUUGAUGAGCUUUCAAAAUCAGUGUACAAUUUCUUUUGUACAGUGGAAAGAAUGGUUAGUUUAGAAAA
Malania oleifera is the source of this 2264-nucleotide messenger RNA. RefSeq lists its product as uncharacterized. Gene Ontology annotation, molecular function: DNA-3-methyladenine glycosylase activity. The record is from RefSeq and is a predicted model, not a curated record. Gene Ontology annotation, biological process: base-excision repair. The coding region runs from base 784 to 1941 and encodes 385 amino acids. The transcript has 5 exons. Lineage: Eukaryota; Viridiplantae; Streptophyta; Magnoliopsida; Santalales; Ximeniaceae.